AUGAUCUUUGGAUUCCCUUCCGGAGAUGUUAGCUACAAUGAAGAUUUGCUACCGCAAUCAAAGAAAGAAAAGAUAUCAGUCGCUUCCCGAGAGGAGCUCCUAGGAGGGUUGAAGGCCAAGAUUUUUGCUUCUGGAUCUGGAUUUCUAGUCAGAUCAAUUGAAGAAACUUUGCAAAUGGACGGCGGUGUUGGCGUCGGCGGCGACGCAAAAGCCAUGAAGGUCGAACCCGUUCCGAGAGCUGAUCAUGGAUUCAAUUUGGAACCCGACGUCUCCGUUUCUUCGCCGGUGACCAGGCAGAAGGCUGCCGCAGCUAAACAGUUGAUUGAGAAUCAUUACAAGAAUUAUCUACAAGGAUUGCAAGAUCGUAAAGAAAGGAGACGAGCUUUACAGAGAAAGGCAGCUGAAGCGCAAGUAUCCAGUGAGGAAGAGGAGCAGAUGCUUCGCAAUUUGGAGAAGAAGGAGACGGAAUACAUGAGAUUGCAGAGGCAUAAAAUUGGGAUCGAUGAUUUCGAGCUUUUGACAUUGAUUGGUAAAGGUGCUUUUGGCGAGGUGAGAUUAUGUCGUGCUAAAAGUAAUGGAGAAGUCUUUGCGAUGAAGAAGCUGAAGAAAUCAGAGAUGCUUAGUCGUGGACAGGUCGAGCAUGUUCGAUCUGAGAGGAAUUUGCUUGUAGAGGUUGAUAGUCGAUGCAUUGUAAAACUGUUCUAUUCUUUUCAAGAUUCUGAUUACUUGUACCUUAUCAUGGAGUAUCUACCUGGAGGCGACAUCAUGACUUUGUUAAUGAGAGAAGACAUUCUUUCUGAAGAUGUUGCUCGAUUCUACAUGGCUGAAAGCAUCUUAGCCAUUCAUUCUAUUCACCAACACAACUACAUCCAUAGGGACAUCAAACCAGAUAACCUAAUACUAGACAGAAAUGGGCAUCUAAAGUUAUCUGAUUUUGGGUUAUGUAAACCCUUAGAGAGUAAAUUCUCAUCAAUAUUAUUGAAUGAUGAAGAUUAUGCAAAUCAAGGGCCUAUAAAUGACACUGAUGGGCAACAAGUUCCUUGGUUAAUGCCAAAGGAAAAAUUACAACAAUGGAAACGUAAUCGACGAGCCUUGGCAUAUUCCACAGUUGGAACUCUUGACUAUAUGGCACCCGAAGUGCUUCUAAAAAAGGGAUAUGGAAUGGAGUGUGAUUGGUGGUCAUUAGGGGCAAUUAUGUAUGAGAUGCUUAUUGGGUAUCCCCCUUUUUGUUCUGAUGAUCCUAGGAUGACAUGUCGCAAGAUUAUCAAUUGGAGAACUUGCUUGAAGUUUCCAGAAGAACCAAAAGUUUCAAAAGAAGCUAGGGAUUUGAUUUGUCAUUUGCUAUGUGAUGUGGAAUCAAGAUUGGGGACCGGAGGAGUUGAUGAAAUAAAGGCACACCCAUGGUUUAAUGGGGUUCAAUGGGAUAUGUUGUAUGAAAUGGAAGCUGCUUAUAAACCAAUUGUCACCGGUGAAUUGGAUACUCAGAAUUUUGAGAAGUUUCCUGAAGUGGAAGAUGCUCAGUCAACAACACCAAGAGUGGGCCCAUGGAGAAAGAUGUUAACAUCAAAAGACUCCAAUUUCAUUGGAUAUACCUUCAAAAAAUCGGAUAUGUUGAAAUCAGGUGGAACUUCAGGAAUAGAUAUGAGGUCAAAUGGACCUACAAAGCCCCCAUCAUUGGUCUCCUUGUUUGGUCAUAUGGAUUUGAAAGGAACAGCAUUACCCGAGGAAGACCAAGAGCACAAAAGUUGACUUCACCCUCUGGUUUUUAUAUGCAAGAAUUUAGAUCUCACACACGCUUUUAUUCAAGACUGUUUAUUGUAAAAAUACAACAAUUUCAGAAUACAAUUUUGAGUGUUAUUAUUUACUUCAUAAUCUGCUAUAAUAGUACAGUUUCCAAGUUAGUGUUUUUAUUUUUAUUUUUUCAUGUGAUAUGAUUUGAAAUGAUGAUCUUAGAAAACAUGGUAUUUCCAUAUGUAUCAAGCC
Molecule: messenger RNA, 1983 nt
Organism: Lactuca virosa
Lineage: Eukaryota; Viridiplantae; Streptophyta; Magnoliopsida; Asterales; Asteraceae
Source: the annotation of a GenBank genome assembly